AUGUAUAUCCGGCCGAAACCUGCAAAUCUUGCUACACUUAUCAUCAUAAUAUUUUUCUUCUACCUGGGAUAUCUGAUUUGGGAAAAAGAAGAGCAUUUUCCGGAUGUUGUUAUUGAGCUCCAUGAUUUACUAAGCUAUGUGCUUCUAGCUACAGAACUAGGUGGUCGUGCUAUCCUAGAUGUUAGUGAUGGGGGAAAGUUAAAUGCUUUUAAAAAAGCUGAGACGGAUGUUGGUAAACCGGAACUUUUGACGAGAGCUGAUUUGCUGUCAAAUCAACUUAUAAUCAAUGUCCUGAAAAGAUAUCCAGGUUUAAGGAUCAUUUCUGAAGAAAAAGAAGAAAAGCUGAAUGCACUGGAUUAUGAAAAAUAUAUGUCACAGCAGCAGGAACUUUAUGAUGAUGUGAAAACUAUUGUUGAUUUAUUUCCAUCAAGAAAAUAUUUGUUAUCAAAGUUAACUGUUUGGGUUGAUCCAUUGGAUGCAACGCAAGAGUUUGCAGAAGGUCUGUUUGAAUAUGUUUCUGUAAUGCUUUGCAUAGCAUUGGAUGGCAUACCUAUCUUUGGUGUCAUCUAUAGACCGUUCACUGGUGAAAAGGUUUAUGGUUUAAAUGAAUUUGGGGUCGUGAAAGGAAAUGGUGAUAAAUGGGAUCGUAUGAUUUCGAAGAACAAUUCAAAAUUGAUAAUGGUUUCCAGAUCACAUGCCGGUAAUGUAAGAGACGUGGCACUGAAUGCCUUCUUUUCCAAAUUUAAUGUUGAAGCAGCUGGUGGUUCUGGUUACAAAUCGCUGAGGUUGUUGAAUGGCACUGGUGAGCUGUAUAUACACAAGACUGCCAUUAAAAAGUGGGAUACCUGUGCCGGUGAUGCUUUGCUUCGAUCGAUUGGCGGUUUAAUGCUUGAUUUCAAUGGUGAUAUGUUGAGUUACGAUCCAAAUGAUGAUUAUGUCUUACGAAAUGGUUUAAUAGCUGCUGCACAGUAUCCUUUCACUUAUUAUCAACAGUUGCGACAACAUUUGAACAGCACUUCGAUUAAAGAAUAG
This is a messenger RNA of Brugia malayi, 1032 nucleotides long. RefSeq names its product Inositol monophosphatase family protein (gene Bma-gpap-1). Gene Ontology annotation, cellular component: endomembrane system. NCBI's taxonomy places the organism in Eukaryota, Metazoa, Nematoda, Chromadorea, Rhabditida, Onchocercidae. The transcript has 7 exons. The coding region runs from base 1 to 1032 and encodes 343 amino acids. The record is from RefSeq and is a predicted model, not a curated record. Gene Ontology annotation, biological process: phosphatidylinositol phosphate biosynthetic process. Gene Ontology annotation, molecular function: 3'-nucleotidase activity.